Brassica napus (rape) is the source of this 2297-nucleotide messenger RNA. RefSeq lists its product as uncharacterized. Lineage: Eukaryota; Viridiplantae; Streptophyta; Magnoliopsida; Brassicales; Brassicaceae. The record is from RefSeq and is a predicted model, not a curated record. The transcript has a single exon. Bases 1626 to 2135 code for a protein of 169 amino acids.
UCAUUUACGGCUAUUAGGAACGAUGAUAUACAUAAUGAAUAUAGAUGUAACACUACUAGCUAGAAUUGUAGGAACAUAACUAUUCAUGAUCGCCAUAUCUUGUGUACAUAUAAUCUUAAUACCAAGUGUCUGUAUCCAUAUGCGGUUUCUGAGAGUUUGCAACCGAUUGUUAUGGCUAUGUUAUUGUAGGUUCACCGGUAAAUUACCAUUAAUUGCGUAUAAGCAAGCAUACCGAUAAGGAUGGAUUUGAAUCAGAAGACAUUCCACUUAAGACGUCAAGAGUCUCUGCGGUCACCAUAAAAGCGUUAUUAACUUGUUUUCUAGCCUACUCUAACAACUGCAAGCCACAAAGCCUCAACUUUUUGCCCCUUGUCUCAAUCUACCAACAACAUGGACCAAGGUUCUUCUGUCCUAACAAAUGCAGAUUGGUUCAAGAAUAUCGAGAAAAGUAAAAAGGAGCAAAGAGGACGAGAUCUCAGUCCAGAUCAUGUUCUUCUAGGUAAGUAUGUUGUAAGCUCAUCAAACGUAGGGCAUCCCACGCAUAAACCCUUUUGUGACCUCUUAAGAUUGUAUAAACAAUUCUCGGUUUUGCCUAAACUGGUUUUCUUACAAGCAUAUACUGAAAGUUUUCAAUUCAAGAUUUGCAUCUCUUAUGUUUGAUUUUAUUUAGUCUUCUACAGUAUUUUUUCCUUGGUUGGUGAAUACCAUUUGAAAAAAAGAAGAUAGAGACUCUGAUAGUUAUAAAGCACAUGUUUAGUCAAUUGUUGAAGAAAGACUAACUUGGUGAGGUGGAGUUAUAACGUUGUUGAUAAUAGAUAGAGCCAACGUUUUAUAGUCAUCUAUUCCUCAAUCCUCAAUCAAUCACUCCGCUGGUUGAUGAGAUGUCAAAUUGAAACUGCGUUAAGUCACUCUCGUAACUCUUUUUAUACGUUUCAUAACUUAGAGAGUUAAUCAUCACUUUAAGCUGUAACUGGUAAAUUAGAAAAAGGAAUAAAUGGAAUAGAGAAAAAUUGACUAAGAUGAAUGGAACUUAGAUUGUUAUGAAAUGUGAAAAUGUGAACAUAGUGCAAUUAAUUAGAUCAGAAAUACUGGAUUUCGAGCCCUAUAAAAAUGGUGUCAAAUUAAUAAAGAAAAAAAAUAUAUUAAACAGUUUAAAAUGGUGAAAAUAAAACCGUUAGAUGUAAGACGUGGAUUUUCAUUAAACAGCUCAAAAUGGUGAUAAUAAAAUUGUUAGAUGUGAAUCUUCAUAAGAAAUCUAAUUGUCAGUUGUAAAGGGGUUUAUAUAAUAUUUUUUUAUAAUUUGUAAUUAGAUGAUAAAUCAGUGUACAAAAAAACUUUCAAGUUUUCACAUUUAUGUAUAUGUAAUCCGAUUUGGAAUGACUACUGGGAAUUGAUGACUAUACAUAUACACUACCUAAACUGGAAAAUACAGUUGCCUAUGGAGAGUUAAAAUCGUUUAAACUGGAAACUUACCGUUGACUUGUUGUAGCACUUGAACUACAAAAACAAAAACAAAAAAAAGACAAAAAAAAACAGAGCAACGAAUCCAACAUCACCAACAAACACACAAACUGUGUGUCUUCUUGUCUUGUUCCUCUCUUCUGCCCUUUUCUUGAUCCUAGAGAAUGGCUCUGAACAGUGAGUCUUCGGAAGAAUUUAGUUUUCCAUUGCUUGCUUCCCAAGAUUCUUCCCAAACUUCCGGCUCCGAUUCACCUCCAUUGUGGAAACACUCGCCGGAGAAAACCCGCCGGAGAUAUGACGACGGGAGAUUAAUCAUUGGAAGAUACGAUGAUGACGGUCAGAGGAAGAGCUUCUCUUGUGUGGAAACGAGAAGUCUUUGGAACGUUAAUGCAGAGGAGAAAAUGGAUAUGUUGUGGGAAGAACUCAACGAAGAACCGCCGCCGCCGCCGCCGAGAAGCCAGAGUCUUAGGAUCGAUCUCGGCGGAGAUAAGAGAUCGUCUUUGUUUCCCGACGAGAGUUCCGCCGUGGGGUGCGGUAUGAAGUUAACGAAGAAGAGACCGUCAACAAAGAUGAAGAUGAGUACGAACGUGAUGGUGUUGAUGAGGGUAUUGAAGAAAAUUCUUGUUAUUCGGAGUUCGUCUCAGAGAUCACCGGCGAAAACUCAUCCACGGUGAUCUCACCGUGAUAACUUUAGAUUGAGGGGUUUUUAUGUAGAAUUCAUAAAUUACGGGGCUUUUGUUUAGAAAAAAAAAAUAAUAGCCUGAAAAAAAAAUUACAUUUGUAGUUUGAUUGGUUCGCAACAAAUAAUUUUCGAGGCCUGAAUUUUAAGAACAUAU